AUGGACCAGCUAAAGCCAGGUGCCCAGAGGAGGAGGCUGGGGGCCUGCUGCUGGAAGGUAACCGCUGCUGCUGCCGUGGCUGGCAGCACAACAGCCCUCUGCCUGGGGAUCCUGCUGGCCUGCCAUUCCUCAGGAGAGACCAGCUUUGAGCACACAGUGGAGCUGCAAGGAAUCACAUUCAACAGCAGCUUACAGACAGAGAACUCGGACUACUACAGGGUGCUGACACCUGCUCUUGAGAGGCUGUUUCUGUCCAGUCUCCAGGACUCCCAGCUGAACUGGAGUUGCACUGGUUGCACCAUCCUGGGCUACAGGAAUGGAAACUCCAGUGUGAUCGUCCAUUUCCGCCUCCUCUUCACCCCCCAGGAUUCCCAGCCCCUGAGCUCCACCUUGGAGGAGGAGGCUUUCAGGCAUGGGCUGGCAGCUGCCCUGCAAAGGCAGGGUUUUUCCCUGGCUGCCUAUGGGACCAUCUCCUCAGCUUCUCUCACAGGUCCCAACAAGGUUUCUUCCCACAGACCUGGACUGAAAUCAGACUGUGGGAGUCGCCCUGCCAUGCAGACUGCCAGCAGGAUAGUUGGAGGCUCAGAGGCAUCCAGAGGGGAGUUCCCAUGGCAAGUCAGCCUUCGAGAGAACAAUGAGCACUUCUGUGGUGCUGCAAUCCUCACAGAGAAGUGGCUGGUGUCUGCUGCUCACUGCUUUACUGAGUUUCAGGACCCAGCCAUGUGGGCAGCUUACAUAGGGACCACCUCCCUCAGAGGCUCUGAUGGCAGUGCAGUGAAAAUGGACAUUUCCCAGAUCAUCCCACACCCCUCUUACAACGCUGACACAGCUGACUAUGACGUGGCCGUGCUGGAGCUGAAGAGACCUGUGACCUUCACUAAGUACAUCCAGCCCGUGUGCCUGCCAGAUGCUGGCCAUCACUUCCCCACCAGCAAGAAGUGCCUUAUUUCUGGCUGGGGCUACCUCAAGGAGGAUUUCUUGGUGAAACCUGAGUUCCUGCAGAAGGCAACAGUGGAGCUCCUAGAUCAGAACCUGUGUUCCAGUCUCUACAGCCAUGUCCUCACAGACAGGAUGAUGUGUGCUGGCUACCUGGAGGGGAAGGUUGACUCCUGCCAGGGUGAUUCUGGUGGGCCUCUGGUUUGCCAAGAACCAUCUGGCAGGUUUUUUCUGGCGGGAAUUGUGAGUUGGGGUAUUGGAUGUGCUGAAGCCAGGCGGCCUGGCGUUUACACACGUGUUACCAAACUCAGAGACUGGAUCUUGGAUGCUAUUUCUGCCUUCCCUACCUCCAUAGCCCAUACUGUUCCUCCAGUGCACUUCAGGACUAACAGUAACAUGGUCAGUGCUGAAGAGGUCAACACCACCACCAGAGCAACCCCAACCACCUCACUAGCCCCAGCUGCCAGCAGGCCAGUGACUGCAGCAGGACCACAAGAGUGUGGAGGGCGACCCGGGUUCUCUAAACCCAGCAAGAUUGUGGGAGGAACAGAUGCUUCCAGAGGAGAGAUCCCUUGGCAAGUCAGCCUGAAGGAAGACUCCAGACAUUUCUGUGGAGCCACCAUCAUUGGGGACCGCUGGCUGCUGUCAGCAGCUCACUGCUUCAAUGAGACAAUGCCAGAAGAGAUUGAAGCCCAUGUGGGAACAACAUCAAUAAAUGGAACAGAUGAGAAUGCAGUGAAAGUCAAUGUAACAAGAGUGAUCCCACAUCCCCUCUUCAACCCCAUGAUUCUGGACUUUGAUGUGGCUGUACUUGAACUGGCAAGACCUCUUGUCUUCAACAAAUACAUACAGCCUGUGUGCCUCCCAGUUGCCAUGCAGAAGUUUCCUGUUGGCAAGAAGUGCCUCAUUUCUGGAUGGGGUGACCUCCAGGAAGGGAAUGACACCAAGCCCGAGAUCCUGCAGAAAGCAUCUGUGGGCAUCAUAGAACAGAACACCUGCAACUUCCUCUACAACUUCUCCCUCACUGAUCGAAUGAUCUGUGCUGGCUUCAUGGAGGGGAUGGUGGACUCAUGCCAGGGAGAUUCAGGUGGGCCCUUGGCCUGUGAGGUGACCCCAGGAGUGUUUUACCUUGCUGGCAUCGUGAGCUGGGGAUUUGGUUGUGCCCAGGCUAUGAGACCUGGUGUGUACUCCAGAAUUACCAAACUCACAGACUGGAUCCUGGACACCAUCUCCCAGUUGCCCAGUGGUGGCACAAGCAUCCCUUCCAGUUCAGCCAUUCCUAGAACUUCUACCACAGCCAUUUUUAUCCAGCCCAGCACAAUGGCUGCAGGUCCAGCCAGCAGAACCACCCUGGGGACAAAGAGGAGUACAACCAUGAGUGAAACCUCCACAGCUCUGAGAACGACUGAGACUGCCAAGCCUACCCAAACCCCAGUGGUGCCUUGUACCAGCCUCACUUUCAAGUGUUCCAGCAAGGUGUGUAUUGGAAAAGAAAAUCCUGAAUGUGAUGGUGUUGUGGACUGCAGCAACGGCUUCGACGAGCACAACUGUGAUUGUGGCUCAACAACGGCUCUGGCCUUUAGCAAGAUCGUGGGUGGCAGCAGCGCGGCUCGAGGAGAAUGGCCCUGGCAAGUCAGUCUCUGGCUUCGACGGAAGGAGCACAAGUGUGGGGCUGUCCUUAUUGCUGACAGGUGGCUGCUCUCUGCAGCUCACUGCUUUGACAUGUAACACCUGGCUGGCAUGCUGUACCCCACAGGAAGCACACACCCCCUAUCAGAGAAAUGCCCCUAGAGUUACAGUGACCCCAAAAUGUGGGUGGCCUAUCUAGGAACACCUUUCCUGAGUGGCAUCGAUGGCAAAAUGGAGAAAAUAUUUCGUAUCUACAAACACCCUUUUUACAACGUCUACAGCCUAGACUAUGAUGUGGCACUACUGGAACUGAGCACACCUGUCAUGUUCACCAGCACCAUCAGACCUAUAUGCCUCCCAGACAGUUCUCACAUCUUCCAUGAAGGGGCCAGAUGCUUCAUCACAGGCUGGGGCUCCACAAAGGAAGGAGGCCUCAUGUCAAAGCAUCUGCAAAAAGCAGCAGUGAACAUGAUCGGAGACCAGGCCUGCAAAAAGUUCUACCCUGUCCAGAUCAGCAGCAGGAUGCUGUGUGCUGGUUUCCCACAGGGCACCGUCGACAGCUGCUCAGGUGAUGCAGGUGGGCCCCUGGCAUGUAGAGAACCUUCAGGGAAGUGGUUUCUAGCAGGAAUCACAAGCUGGGGCUAUGGCUGUGCCAGGCCAUACUUCCCUGGUGUCUACACCAAAGUCACAGCUGUCCAAGGCUGGAUUGUGCAGAACCUCAAGCUCUGA
Onychostruthus taczanowskii (white-rumped snowfinch) is the source of this 3294-nucleotide messenger RNA. RefSeq names its product transmembrane serine protease 9 (gene TMPRSS9). Gene Ontology annotation, biological process: proteolysis. Gene Ontology annotation, molecular function: serine-type endopeptidase activity; protein binding. The transcript is spliced from 19 exons. The record is from RefSeq and is a predicted model, not a curated record. NCBI's taxonomy places the organism in Eukaryota, Metazoa, Chordata, Aves, Passeriformes, Passeridae.